AGUAGGAGUGGGCGGGGCGUGCUUUCUCUGCUCGCUGCUGUCUCGUGGCCCGUUUGUGGGUGCGUAAAUCAUGGCUCCUAGGGACAUCGCUGAACGGGAAAGGGGGACCAUAAUGGAUGGAAUCCGGGCCAUCCUACUGGGGCCCCCAGGAGCCGGGAAGGGGACUCAGGCUCCAAAGUUAGCAGAAAAGUACUGUGUGUGCCAUCUUGCAACAGGAGACAUGCUGAGGGCCAUGGUAGCUUCUGGGUCAGAACUAGGGAAGCGCCUGAAGGCCACCAUGGAUGCAGGCAAAUUGGUCAGUGAUGAGAUGGUUGUGGAACUGAUUGAGAAAAACCUGGACACCCCGCCUUGCAGAAAGGGAUUCCUCUUGGAUGGAUUUCCACGCACUGUGAGACAGGCUGAAAUGCUUGAUGAACUUCUUGAAAAACGGCAAGAAAAGCUGGAUUCUGUCAUUGAAUUUAGUGUGGAAGACUCUCUCCUUGUGCGUAGGAUAUGUGGCAGACUCAUACACCCACCAAGCGGACGAUCAUACCACGAAGAGUUCAAUCCCCCCAAGGAAUCUAUGAAGGAUGAUGUAACCGGCGAGCCUCUAAUACGACGAUCUGAUGAUAACGAGGCCACGCUGAAAACGCGGCUAGAGGCCUACCAUACAAUGACUGCUCCGCUGGUAGAGUACUACCAGCGCCAUGGAAUCCACACAGCAGUUGAUGCUUCCCAGUCCCCAGAUGUGGUGUUCGCUAGUAUCCUAGCCGCAUUCUCCAAAGCUCGCUCACACUGAUUCCCAGCCAUCCCUGAACUGUGCUAUCUGCAGGCCCCAAGACUUGCACAUUGUGUUUGAAUAUUGUCCCGCACUGAGUGCUGCGCUGGCUCUAACCUGGUCCUUCCCUCUGCUGCUUCUGUAUUGCUCGCAUAUUUGCCGUUUCUCACUCAUACCUACGACAUUACUAAGACAGUCUUAAGAACUUACGUUUUGUGUGUUCUAUUAUGUCUCUCUACUGUUGGAAUUUAUGUCACACCUAGACAUGGAAGAGAAGAGUUAACCCUAGAUGGUGUGACUAUAAUUCCCUGAUAAUUAACCAGUAUUCUGUGUAGUUUUGGAUAUGGGGAACAGUCAUGAAACUAAUACCAAAAAAGAGUGGUUCCAGGAACAUUAUACAUCAUUUUUUUUAUGGUAAUAGAGCUGCAACUGAAUUACAUCUUUCUUCUAUUCACACAAUAUAUGGUGCCUUAUUUUUUAUACAAUAAAGGGUCUGCAAGUG
Molecule: messenger RNA, 1259 nt
Organism: Spea bombifrons (plains spadefoot toad)
Lineage: Eukaryota; Metazoa; Chordata; Amphibia; Anura; Pelobatidae
Gene: AK2
Product: adenylate kinase 2
Exons: 7
Coding region: 71-778 (235 amino acids)
Biological process (GO): ADP biosynthetic process
Cellular component (GO): mitochondrion; cytoplasm
Molecular function (GO): AMP kinase activity; ATP binding
Source: RefSeq, a predicted model, not a curated record